AUGAAGGGCCGCUCUACCAGUGACUGUUUUAUUAAGUGCCUCAGUAAUGCCAAUGUUAACUGUCGUGCCUUUAUUGAUCUCAAGGGUGCCUUUGACAAGGCCAACAGGGUUGUCAUUCUUGAGGAACUCAUGUUGAAGGGUGUUAAAGGAAAGUUAUUGGGGUGGAUUUGGGAUUAUUUGUGUGACAGGAAUACAAAGGUGUGGCUCCAGGGGGCAGUCUCUGCUGAAGGGAAUUUUGACUUGGGUACACCGCAGGGGGGUGUACUCAGCCCCAUGCUUUUCAAUAUACUUAUGGAUAAGAUUGCCAGAUAUCCUUUUCCCCAGGGCACAGAGGUAAUUGUCUAUGCUGACGACAUCCUGCUACAGUGUAAUGCUCCUCAGACCCUUACCUCGGCCUUAAGCCUUAAAAGCCUUAAGCCAUCUUGA
This is a messenger RNA of Portunus trituberculatus (swimming crab), 426 nucleotides long. RefSeq lists its product as uncharacterized. The record is from RefSeq and is a predicted model, not a curated record. The transcript has a single exon. NCBI's taxonomy places the organism in Eukaryota, Metazoa, Arthropoda, Malacostraca, Decapoda, Portunidae. Bases 1 to 426 code for a protein of 141 amino acids.